This is a messenger RNA of Hevea brasiliensis (rubber tree), 504 nucleotides long. Its product is annotated as extensin-like. Lineage: Eukaryota; Viridiplantae; Streptophyta; Magnoliopsida; Malpighiales; Euphorbiaceae. The record is from RefSeq and is a predicted model, not a curated record. The coding region runs from base 1 to 504 and encodes 167 amino acids. The transcript has a single exon.
AUGGCCACUUCUUCACCAUCUGCUAGCGUGAACCCUACUCUCAGUGCAAGUCCGCCGCCGCCACCACAGUCACCACCGAGCACCCCACCGCCACCACAAUCGCCUCCACCAUCUUCACCACCACUACCCCAAGACCAAACACCCUCCCUCAUUCUGCUGACACCCCUCACACCACGAAAUAAAGCCGCCAUUGAAACCACCAUCCUAGCCCCUGCCAUAGAAACCCCAAUUGAAACACCCAUUACUGAAACCCAAAUUCAAGAACCAAUGCCUGAACCUGCGCUAACUCAAACCAAACCUAAAACUAAAACCAAAAUGGCUUCAGGUAAAACCAAGAAAGCCUCUGUUGUAAAAAGAAAAGGGCCAUCCCCUAUUCCUAUGGAUUUUCAAUCUUCACCUAGGGUUUCCUCAGAGCCAGUUAGUAAGAGAACAAGGUCAGCAUCAUCAAUUCCAUCACCAGUUGCUCCAAUUCUUGCAUUUCAGUCGCCCUUAACAUCUUCUUAA